CAGCUCACCCUCCGCUCCGCCAUCACUUCACCUCCCGGCUGUCGGAGCUUCAGUGUGUCUGAAAACAUUUUUGUAAUUUUGUUGUGUUUUCGCCUGCAAACAUGGCUCAGGUCAACACCUGCCUCAAACGCACCUUCACCGUCUUCAACAUCCUCUUUGCGAUUAUUGGCGGUCUCAUCAUCGCGUUCGCUCUGCUGAUUCAGGUCCUCACAAAUAUUCAUGGAGGCGAGGGAGUCGGCCUGGAGGGUCGGACAUCCGGCCUCAUCGGCCUCUAUGUCGUGGGCGCCAUCACCAUGGUGAUCGCCAUCCUGGGAGCCUACGGGGCCCACAGGGAGAGCAAAGUGUCUCUGAUCGUGUUCCUGGUGUGCAUGGUUAUUGGAACUCUGCUGAUGCUCCGAGUUGGUAUCCCCACUGCUGCCAUCCGUCCCGAGCUGAAGGGCAUCAUGGAGGCAAGGGCUCGCGAAAAUCUGCCUCUGGACCAGGCUUCAGAAGAGGUGAAGGCCCUGGUUGAGGAACUGCAGAAAGGGCUGCACUGCUGCGGUCUGUUCAGUUACAAGGACUGGGAGGACAACAUCCCCGACUCCUGUAUGUGCAACCAGGAGGAGCAGAUGGAGAUGGAGUGUGUGCCAGUCAGUUACAGAGUCACGCUGCAGAGGAAUUAUGUCUACAGCCAGAGCUGCUUCCCCAUCAUCACCUACUACAUCCUGCUGGUCGCUGACGUCAUGAUUGGAGUCUGCUUCACUCUGGCCAUCCUGGCGCUGCUGGGCAUGAUUCUGUCCUCCAUCAUCAUCCACCAGUUGCGUUACCCCGACAGACCCACCGUCCUGCUGUCCGUCCCUGCCAUCUUCGCCACUCCUCCUCCCAAAUACCAGGAGCUGCACAACCCUCCGGCGUACUAAAGGAGCGACGCCACUUCAAUCCUCUGUUGUUAGCUUCAUGUAGAGGGUCAGGAAGUCGAGCGGUUUAUGUUGUUUGUCUGUUUAUUCUUGAAUUUGAGGCGAUCUCUGCAGUUAGAGGACGGAGCGUCCAAAGUGCCUUACGUCCCUGUGAGGAGUCCAGACUGUCGGCUCCACUGAGAUCAAUGGACGGAAACUGUAUCACCACUGGGUUUCAUUUUCUAAUGCGGCUCUGGAAAGACCUGCAGCAACUUUUGUUUUUUAAUUUUUUAACUAGUGCAGAGUGGAUCUGAUUAGUCUGUGCGUUGGGGGCGGGGCUUGUUGAUCGCUUGUGUUUAUGUCCAAAUCUGCUGUUCUCAUAAAACCAGAGAAGAUGGAGGUCGUUAAAGUUUUGUUUUUUCCAACUAUCACAAGAUAAUUACCUAAAGUUGUUCAACAAAACAGUCUCAUUGUAAAAUAUUUUGUUUCCAACAUCACAAAAGGAAAAAAUGGGAAAUUUUGAGACUUUAUUCUUUAUUCUUUUUUCAAUGGACUCUGGCACCAAAAAUCCUCCUCUGGAUACACCCGAGAUGACUUGAUUGAGGAAAGUCGAUCACAAAAUAAUUUAAAAUCACAUUAAAGAGAAGAUGUGAGCUAAAAUGAACGUCUCUGUAUAAAGGUGGAAUUUGUAGACAUUAAACUUUUUCAUUUUUUAUUUCUAUUGUAAGUUUUGGGCCUGAUCCUCCUCUAGAUAGG
Molecule: messenger RNA, 1631 nt
Organism: Epinephelus moara (kelp grouper)
Lineage: Eukaryota; Metazoa; Chordata; Actinopteri; Perciformes; Serranidae
Product: tetraspanin-8-like
Exons: 9
Coding region: 102-899 (265 amino acids)
Cellular component (GO): membrane
Source: RefSeq, a predicted model, not a curated record